Molecule: messenger RNA, 1944 nt
Organism: Drosophila miranda
Lineage: Eukaryota; Metazoa; Arthropoda; Insecta; Diptera; Drosophilidae
Product: gamma-aminobutyric acid receptor subunit alpha-6
Exons: 5
Coding region: 22-1830 (602 amino acids)
Biological process (GO): regulation of membrane potential; nervous system process; signal transduction
Cellular component (GO): neuron projection; membrane; synapse
Molecular function (GO): extracellular ligand-gated monoatomic ion channel activity; neurotransmitter receptor activity; GABA-A receptor activity
Source: RefSeq, a predicted model, not a curated record
GUAGAAUCUGAGUACAUAUACAUGUUUUUUGGUAUAAUACAAUAUUUUCACAGAUUCUCAAUAUACAUAAGUAUACUUGAAUGGCACUGUAGCCAUAGUAUACCAAUUCAAAAGGAAUCGAAUGGGCUUUCUAUAGUUCCAAUAAUAAAAUCUGAGGUACUAGGAAAAACGCCAAUCAUAACGACCGAGUUAAAGGCCAGCAGAAUUUACGAGUCUUUUCGUGUAAAACAGACUCCACCAGCUACGGUAACAGUUAGUAAACAUCGAAGUCUACCUCAAGAGAACGGAAAAAACAAAUCACAAUCUUCAAAUCGAAAUAGAAUGGCGCGCUUGGUGUCUACAGAUAUUCUAAGCCGCAAUAUCUCUAACAUUUUGGAAAACCUUCUCAAACGCUAUGAACAGUCACAACUUCCUACACAUGGAAAGGGGAUACCUACGGUGGUGCAAACCAAUAUACUUAUACGUAGUAUGGGUCCGGUGUCAGAGCGGGACAUGGAAUAUUCAAUGGAUUGCUAUUUUAGGCAGUAUUGGCGAGAUAAGCGGUUGAGUUUUGAGGGGCCAAUUAAAAGUUUAUCCUUGAGCAUUAAGAUGCUAGACAAAAUCUGGCGACCAGACACUUACUUUUAUAAUGGAAAGCAUUCUCAUAUACACACAAUUACUGUGCCAAACAAAUUACUUCGACUUGGUCAAGACGGCGGAAUCCUCUAUUCGAUGAGAUUAACCAUUAAAGCCACAUGUCCCAUGGAGCUGAAAAAUUUUCCGAUGGAUAGACAGUCGUGUCCCCUUAUAAUUGGUAGCUAUGGCUAUACAAACCAACAGCUAGUUUACGAAUGGAAAAAUCAAGAUGAUGCCGUGUCAUUUGUCCCCGGAAUGACUCUUAACCAAUUUGAUCUCAUUAGCAUGAUGCACCGCAAUUUCACGUCAACACGACGAGAGGGUGACUUUUCAGUUUUACAAGUAGCAUUCAACCUCAAACGUCAUACCGGAUACUUUCUAAUCCAAGUUUAUGUGCCCUGCAUUUUGAUCGUGGUAUUGUCUUGGGUAUCAUUUUGGAUACAUCGUGAGGCCACUAGCGACCGUGUCGGUCUCUGUGUAACAGCAGUUCUAACACUAUCAACCAUUAGUUUGGACUCACGGACUGACUUGCCAAAAGUCAAAUAUGCAACUGCCCUGGACUGGUUCCUUCUGAUGAGUUUUCUCUAUUGCAUAGCCACUUUGCUAGAAUUCGCAGGUGUUCAUUAUUUUACUAAACUUGGCAGUGGUGAAAUACCACGUCUGGAAGAGCUCUUGGGAAAUAUCAGGAAAACUAACAUAGCACAUGGUAUUGAAGCCAACAAAAAAGUUAGUGACGAGGAUAUAGAAGAUAAUGGUAGCGAUGAGGCCAGUGAGCAAAUGAACUCACAGAAUGAUAUUUGCGUUUGUUCGGAAAAUGACACUCUUGAAUUCGAAUCUGCAGAAUCAUUACCAACAGCACUAGAUGACACUGCUUUUCGUAAACGGAAUGCCGUCACAUGCCCUAUCUUUAACGCCUCCUCGCGUGGAGCCACCAUGGAACGAACCACGCAAACGGAACCCCCCGUCAUUUCGCGUAUGCGACAGAUAUGGCUCUGCCUCAAGAGUGACGACAAGUUCCGAAAACAGCGUGAGCGUGACGCAGCUGCAGAAAAGACUGAACAAGGUCACAACGUAAGCUAUGUAAACAGCGUUUCGCUAAUCGACCGCUUCGCACGCAUUGCGUUUCCGAUGUCAUUUGUGCUUUUUAAUCUUUUAUACUGGUUGGCCUACGGAAUGUAUAAAAAAGAGUUUUCAUGGUCCACUAUAAAGACAUAGCUUUCUUCGACUGUAGUUGUCUUCUAUAUUUUUUUGGCAUUAGGUUAAAUAAUGUAUCUUACUGCAAAUAGAUGGUGGGUGCCUUAUGAAAGUUGUAACAUGAAAUAAAGUGAA